UGUUCGUGCUGACACGUUCAAUUACUCAGCGAAACAUUAUUCAACUGGUUGAUAUUUUGUGUAUUUUCUGUGGAGCUGACCGGAAUAAAUGUUAUGAAUCUUAAUUUGAUAUAUGUUUUUUUUUUCGUAAAGAUAGCAUAGAGAUUUAAAUGUAUAUUCCGUUCGCCGACUUCGUGUUUUAAUAUAUAAUUAAAAUGUGAAAAAUCACUCUGGAUAUAUAAAAAUGGACCCAGUGAAAAUAGCGGUUUUAAUAUUUUCCCUUUUGCUGGGAGCGGAGCACGGAGGAUGUCGAGGUCUUCAUCCCGACGGCAAACACUGGAUUCGUAUCCGAACUCGCCUGAUGCAUCCGACUAACUUCGUCGGCGUUCGAAUAAACGCACAUGGCGAGCGCGAAACGCGAAUCGCCUGCAAUAAUACGCUGUAUUUGGAGACGUUUCUCCAUAGCGGCUACUCGCCGGACUAUGACAUGACGUUACGUCAGGUGACCGACGGCCGGAAGAUACUUCAGGCGGUGUUUCAGGGAGGCAGGUUGAAAGAGUGCGAUCUUUCGUCAGACUCAAAUCAGAUGUUGGAUUUUAUAUCAUCUUUUAUUAUAGGUGAUAGAGAAAUAUAUAGGGAAGACUUCGGGGACGUGUUUGUAUCUACGUCACUCACAAACUAUACAACCCACAAUGUGUCGCUUGCGCAUUUGACGUUCAAAGAAGCAACAGAACUGAGAGAGCUCAAAGAUUACGUAAAUAUGAAAACCUUACGGAAAGAAUGUCGCAUUUUUUUGGACCAUGCCAGCGCGACAGCGGAACAGGAAGCGAAAUCCGGAAACAUCACCGACAUUUAUGCAGAUAUUAUCGAGACACUCGAUCCUGAAAAAAUGAAGAGCUACAAUUCCAUUCUUCCCGCGCCGAAGAAAAUAACACAAUCAAAACACCAAGACCACAACAUCUCGAAACGGUCUUCAGCCGUGCCGGUUAAGAAGAAUCAGCGUUCGAAACGCGGCGCGUUCGAUUUCAGCAGCGUUCUGAUCUUUCCUGGCACGAAAUGGUGCGGCAAGGGCGACCUGGCGCAGUGCUUUGAUGAUCUGGGGGACGAUCAUGAGCUGGACAUGUGCUGCCGCGACCACGACUGCUGUCCCUUGGUCAUCCCGCCGUUCACUUCACGUCACAACCUCUUCAACUACCGCUUUCAUAGCUUGCUGCAUUGCGAAUGCGAUCAGCGGUUUCGUGGAUGUCUACGUCAGUCCAUGUCCUCGAUGGCAAACAUGAUCGGCAAGAUCUACUUCAACAUUCUGGGCAGCAAGUGUUUCACGUUCUCCGAGGAGGAGGUGUGCGUUGAGCGGUCCUGGUGGGGCCGAUGUCUGCGGUAUGAGUCACAGCAGACCGCCCUGCUGGAGAGCCAGGUGGCCUUUAACGAGGAGCAUGCCUUAGAAAACGUUGCCAUUGAUAAUAAAAGAAGGCGAAAAUAAAUGGAAUUUCGGUAUAUUUGUUAUAUAUGAAAGGGCGUUUAGAUAAUGUUAUUUGAGACAUGGCGAUGUUGCAAAUGAAAUGGAUGACUGUUUUCAAGUACGAGUAAAGGACAAUACGGGAGAUUCAAGUGCAGGUUGUUCGAAUAUCGGGGGAUUGCAAUGACAUAUUGUUUGACAUAGUUAAUAAUGGAAAUAGUUCAGGAAUACACACGUCAUUUGGAUUCUAGUUGCAAUGGAAAUAUAGGAAGAUGACAUAAUGCAUUAAUUCUGAAAAGAAAACGACGUUUGUCUUGCUACGAAUUUCUAGCUUCAAAAUGGAUUUUACAUCCAUGGAAUACAUUUGGAAUGUGUUGUUAUGUCUCGCAAUGAUUGUAUCGCAGACGCUGUGUAUGAAGUUCUACUUUAGUCGUGCACUGAUUUUAUUGCAGACGCUGUGUAUGAAGUUCUACUCUAACUGUUCUGAGUCAGACAGUGAGGUGAUUAGUAAGUUGUUCAAGUAUUUAUUUUAUACGAUGGAAUGUUAUUGCAGAAUGUAUGUCGUUUAAGUGCUACUUGUAACACACAUGUUGAUACUAAGAAGCAAUAGAUAGGAAUAAUACAAAUGAUGCCAAAUAAAUAUAAAUAGACAUUUACUAAGGAACAAUACGACUAUACUGCUGCUAUAUGUAAUAGGUAUAAGAAAUUGACAAUAUGCCUAUGUAUGUAGGACAACGGUUAAGCGAUUAACUGCCCGUGAAGAAUUAUUGAAAAGAUAUGAGGCCGCAAUGUCUACAUAAGUCUUGAAACGUGGCCUUAAAACAAUACGUAUAAUAUAUGCAAUACAAAUUAGAUAUCUCCAACGCCAAAUGCAUACCCUCAAAACACUCAAACCUACUAGCUGUAUGAAGUACAAAAUAAUUGUUCCUAGAAGAUUUUAUGUACAUAGAUUUAUAAUUUAGCAAAUGUUAGUCAAGUUUUUUUGUUUAAAUUGUAUUUGUUACGAAUACGAUACUAAGUCUGUGGCUUUUCGGAUUAUGUUUAAUGUGUAAUAUAUAAAUAUCAAAGGAUGAAAAUUGUGCACACUCAUGGUAGUGUAAAUAUUAACAAUUUUCUAAUUUCUACUUUUCCUUUAUAAACCCAUAUAUACCAAGCUUCUAGAAAUAAGGCUUUGGCAAAUGCAAAUGCGGCGUCUCUUCAGGGUCUGCGCUGUUUGCCUAAAGGAAUUUCUGUAAGAAAUAUUCUAAAUAUAGACACAAAUAUACUUUACAUCCCUAAUUUUGGAAAUAAAUUGAUCCAAUUUAGAAGGAUGGGAGAGUCUACUAGGCAAAAUAGGUUAAUGUGUUUCAUGCGCCUGAUUCUGCAAAAUUCUACAAAACAUAAUAUAUUCAUUGGUUACACGAAGAAAAUAAGCACGUUUUCGCACACACUUCUACAUAAUGUUAUUGAAGUCGACAUUUAAACACUCCAACGCAAACAUUACUGAAAUGAAAUGUGUUUUUUGCAGGGAAACUGUAGUAAAAUAUAGAUAUUCAUGUUUUGCAUUUGUUGUUUUUGUAAGAAUUUGUAGUUUAAAUGUAUGUGUUUUAUUUAUUAAUUUUACUGAUUUGUUAUGUAUUGAACGGGUACUUAUUAUGUUUGAAUGUAAUAUCAUUAUAGUGAAUAAAAUGUUUGUAUCAGA
This is a messenger RNA of Dreissena polymorpha, 3116 nucleotides long. RefSeq lists its product as uncharacterized. The record is from RefSeq and is a predicted model, not a curated record. Gene Ontology annotation, biological process: phospholipid metabolic process; arachidonate secretion. NCBI's taxonomy places the organism in Eukaryota, Metazoa, Mollusca, Bivalvia, Myida, Dreissenidae. Gene Ontology annotation, molecular function: A2-type glycerophospholipase activity. The transcript is spliced from 2 exons. The coding region runs from base 224 to 1459 and encodes 411 amino acids.